Messenger RNA from Anopheles maculipalpis, 1556 nucleotides. RefSeq lists its product as uncharacterized. The coding region runs from base 39 to 1556 and encodes 505 amino acids. Gene Ontology annotation, molecular function: integrin binding; heparin binding. The record is from RefSeq and is a predicted model, not a curated record. Gene Ontology annotation, biological process: signal transduction; cell adhesion. The transcript has 8 exons. Gene Ontology annotation, cellular component: extracellular matrix. NCBI's taxonomy places the organism in Eukaryota, Metazoa, Arthropoda, Insecta, Diptera, Culicidae.
CGUGGUUUUUUUUUUUUACAUUUGCAGAGAGCAUCAUCAUGUGGCUGUACAGUUGGGUCGGUGUUUUGCUGGGAGGACUUUUAGACAUAACCGCCUUUUCUAUCAAUACGAAUAAUCAGAUCUACGACCCACAAAUAGGAGUAAAUUAUGAUAGUUGCACGGUAGGAAAUGGGACGUACUAUCACGGCGAAACGUUCAAGCUCGAUUGCCGUACACAGUGCGUCUGUCAGAACGGCCGUCAUGCUUGCUCGACGCUGUGUCCACACGAGAAUCUGCCACCACCUAUCGACACCUCCAUUUGCAUUGCGCCGAAGCUGGUGGAGCUGCCGGAUCAUUGUUGCCGAGUGUGGCUCUGCGAGCAGCCUGCAACUGAUGUGAAUGCGACCUGUUACAACUCGUCCACCACGCUGUGGUCACCGUGCUCGCAGAGUUGCGGUAUUGGGACGUCGACCAGAAACAUCACCACAACGCCUGGCUGCCAGAAGCUCAGCACGAUACGGCUGUGCGAGAAUCAUCGGUGCAACCGCCAGAGCAAUAAUUACUACUACGCCGGUGACUACACGCCCGAGGGUAAGCAGGUCGUCGAGCUGGAAGCGGGCAAUGGUGGCCGCCCGGAGGAGGAUGGUCCUGCUGUGCGGGAUGCCGAUCGUCGCAGUAUUACUAGCCGCAAACAACGACUGUACGAUGGUGAUAGAAGUGGCAGCUACGGUCCCAACAGUGUUUCUUUGCUCAGUGAAAACGAACAUCGAAGACGGAAGGGUCACGAGUGCCGAAGCAUUCAGCGAACGGCUUCCUCCCGGCUCAGGCUAGGUCCGUGCGUUUCGCGGAAGCUUUAUCGACCAAAAUCCUGCAGCCUGUGCCAGGAUUCCAGCAUGUGUUGUGUGCCUUCAAUAACCACUACUAUUAAGGUUGAAUUACUGUGCCCUUUGAACUCUGGCGAUCCGUUCGAUUUCAUCGAGCACGGGUACGACUUGUGGGACAGUGCGUCGAUCGAUCCGCUCGACCAGGAGAUGCUACAGUCCCGCCAGAUUCACAUCGAAAACAAGUUUGUCGACGUACAGUGGGUGCUAAAGUGUGAAUGCGGUCCAAAGAGUAAAAACUGUCGUCCACGAAAGUCAGUGGGCCAUCCCAGCAGAGCGUCCGAGAAGCAGCAGCAGCAACAGCAACGGCGAUUGAGCUCAUCCGACCAUUCACCGCUGCCGACCGUCACAGCGGGAUCGAUGGCCGGGCCGGAAAGCAACAGCACCGCAUAUCGAUUGGAGCACGGCCAGGCACGUCGCAUCCCGGACGUGACCGGUGCGGAUCACCCGGGUGGAAGCGAUCCAACCGUCGACAACAAUGAUCCCGUCGACUACUACGAUGGUAGCCGGGCGGGUGGUCGCAGCGCGGUUCACAAACAUGCGGGCCACCACCAUCGUUCGGCGGUGCAUCGGCGACUGGUGCAUCGUGGUCCGCACCGCCGACAGCAGCUCGAUGCGUUCGCUGGCUGGAACGGUGCCAGCUCGAUUGCGGCAGACGGUAGUGGCGAGCUGCUGAAGCGGGUUCAUCGAACAUAA